AUGAGUACCACUCCAGCCGGUUCUUCCACCACAGCCCCUACCGCUCAACAGUUGGUAUAUGCUGUAACAAAUGUCUAUAACCAGUUUAGUUUCAUAUUGACUUCUGAUGACUCUAAAUAUAAAUUGUGGUGUCGUAUAUUUAAAGACAUUUGUCAAGGCGCCAAGGUUCUUGGACACAUUACUGGAAAAUCUAAACCAACAGGUGACGAUGAUGAAGACUGGCACUCAAUUGAUUCUCGUGUGAAAUCAUGGUUCUACUCGACUUGUGAUCCCAUUGUGUUGCAGGUUAUUACUACUGAUAAAUGCACUGCAAAGAACUUAUGGGAUAACCUCCAGGAAUUCUUUCUCAAUAAUAAAAUGCCUCGGAUGUUGCAACUACAAGAACAGUUUCGUAACACCAAGAAAGGCGCAUCCUCUAUUCACGAUUACUGCCACAAUCUCAAACACUUUGCUGAUGCUAUACAUGAUGUUGACUUCGAUAUAUCUGAAGUGGAGCUUGUUAUGCAAAUUCUUCGUGGUCUACCGCCCUCCUACCAAAGUAUUAUCGAUGUUGUCAUGAAUACUAAACCGUUCCCAUCUUUUUUAGAAGCCAAAAAUAUGCUUCUACUCCAUGAAAAAUCAUGA
Molecule: messenger RNA, 624 nt
Organism: Lactuca sativa (garden lettuce)
Lineage: Eukaryota; Viridiplantae; Streptophyta; Magnoliopsida; Asterales; Asteraceae
Source: RefSeq, a predicted model, not a curated record